Molecule: messenger RNA, 1596 nt
Organism: Cryptococcus amylolentus CBS 6039
Lineage: Eukaryota; Fungi; Basidiomycota; Tremellomycetes; Tremellales; Cryptococcaceae
Product: glutamate 5-kinase
Exons: 9
Coding region: 1-1596 (531 amino acids)
Cellular component (GO): cytosol; cytoplasm
Molecular function (GO): glutamate 5-kinase activity; ATP binding; RNA binding
Source: RefSeq, a predicted model, not a curated record
AUGGUUAAACCGCCACCGUCCAAGUCUCUCAAGCUGACUCCCCGUCUCAACUACAAGACAAAAACCGCCCCGCUCACGAUCGUGAUCAAGCUCGGAACUUCUUCUAUCGUCUCUCCCACCUACCCUUUCGUUCCCCAUAUCCAACUCCUCUCCAACAUCGUCGAAACUGUCGUCAAGCUCAGAGAUCAAGGUCACCGUGUCGUGCUCGUCUCUUCUGGGGCUAUCGGCGUGGGGUUGAGGCGCAUGAACUUGAAGGAGAGGGGAAAGGAGCUGCAUAAGAAACAAGCCCUCGCAGCUAUCGGUCAAGGCCGACUUAUUGCGCUCUGGGAUAAUCUCUUCUCACAGCUCGAGCAGCCUAUCGCUCAGAUCCUCCUUACGCGCAUGGACAUCUCCGACAGAACACGCUACAUCAAUGCCCAAAACACGUUUUCAGAGCUGCUCAAUAUGGGCGUCGUCCCCAUCGUCAACGAAAAUGAUACCGUAUCUGUGUCUGAAAUCAAAUUCGGCGAUAACGAUACCCUCUCAGCCAUCUCCUCUGCGAUCUGCCAUGCCGACUAUCUCUUCCUGCUGACUGACGUCGAGUGCUUAUACACUGAUAACCCAAGGAACAACCCCGAUGCUAAACCCGUCCGUGUCGUGCGUGACAUCCAGGCUGUGAAACAGCAAGUAUCAACAAAGACUCUUGGUUCCUCCCUCGGCACAGGCGGCAUGGAAACCAAAAUCAUCGCCGCCGAACUCGCCACUGCUGCCGGCACAACCACCGUCGUCAUGGACUCUUCCAACGUCAGGGACAUCUUCCAGGUCAUUGCAAAUGGGCCUUCGCCUUGUAGAGAGUCGGAAGAAGGAAGUACGUCAGAGUUGUAUGAGGGACCAUUGUGUACAAGGUUUUUGAGAAAGGAAGCUGCUCUGAAAGACCGCAAAUGGUGGAUAGCUCAUGGUCUUCAUGCUGCCGGCAGCGUCAUCAUCGAUCCCGGAGCUUAUCGUGCCAUCCAGCGCAAGGAAUCUGGCGGCCGACUUCUUCCUGCCGGAGUCGUGAGGGUUGAUGGUGUCUUCGCUGGACAUCAAGCUGUGAGGCUCAUCGUGCGCCGCCGAAAAGGAGAAGACGAUGGAAAGGGCGAAGGGGUGGGGAGGAAGGAUUCAAGCGUUUCUUUGAAUAUGUCUACCCCCGCCAGCCCUUCCAGUCCUUCAAUGCCACUCUCAGCGACAGCCGUUUCCCCAGCCCUUCGACAUCUCAACAUUCAGCCCAUCUCCAUCUCGAACUCCGACCAGCCCGACACCCCUCAUAUCGAACCCUCCCUCUCACUUUCCUCCUCCAUCGCCUCACUUGACCCCUUGAGUCGGUCUGUCCCACCGAGCCCAGCUAUCACGCCCUUUGGUACGACCGCUCUGACGGCUAUCAACGGCGGAAGCAAGAACGGUGUAGAUGGGGGAGAUGUGGAUGUGGCGGAGUGGGAAGAAGUGGUGGUAGGAAAAGGAUUGGCGCAGUACAACAGUGCGGAGAUUGAUAGGAUCAAGGGCAAGAAGAGCGCGCAUAUCGAGCAGAUUCUAGGAUACAACGACUGCGAGCAUGUGGUAGAUUCUAUCACCUUCAUAUAG